Cuscuta campestris is the source of this 2314-nucleotide messenger RNA. Lineage: Eukaryota; Viridiplantae; Streptophyta; Magnoliopsida; Solanales; Convolvulaceae. The record is from the annotation of a GenBank genome assembly.
CUCCUCUGCCCCGGGAAGGUAAUAAGUAUUUAUAGCUUUAUCUGUUAUGUGUUAAGAUCUGACGUGAGAAUUUCCUUAUUAUUUUAGAAUGAGUCAAGAAUCGACCCACGGUCAAUACGUUCCGGAGCCGGAGCACGUGAGCGUGCACACGGUGAACACCGAGGGUUCGAGUUUCACGCCUCCGGGUAACAAAGGGCAACAACAGAAUCAACCUGCGCCAGCGGGACAGCCACCAGCUGUACCACCGCCAGUCGUACCACCUCCAGUGAUGCCACCGUUGGCGAUGCCGCCGGUGGCCUACGAGCAGAUGUUCCCGGCCAUGAUGGCCCAUUAUAUGCAGCACAUGGCGCAGUUUAUGCCCAUGUUCCAGCCACCGCCACCACCACAGCCGCAGCCGCGCAUCGUUACCUUCAAGAUGUUGAAGGAUAGUGGAGCGGAAGAGUUCCGAGGAGACAAUAUGGGGGAGCCCCAGAUUGCAUUGGAUUGGCUUGAGCAGAUGGACCGGGUACUCAAGAAUUUGAGAGUCCCAGAUGCUGAUCGCUUGGAGUUGGCGUCACAGAUGUUCCGGAAGGGAGCAUAUGAUUGGUGGAAGCGCAUUGACCAGGAUCCACACACACCCAAGCCAUGGACCUGGGAUCGCUUUGAUCGAGCCUUAACGAAGGAGUACGUCCCCACCCGGUACCGCGAGGAGAGGCGCGAUGAGUUCGUUGCGCUUAAGCAGGAGGGGAUGUCACUGCCUGAACUGAGACAGAAGUUCGAAUACCUGUCCCAGUAUGCGACGAGUCUGGCAACCAAGAAGGAGGAUAGAGCAAUAAAAGACCCGCGACCUGCGGCCAGCACCGGGCCGAGCGGGAAGAGUUUUGGAUUCGGGGGAAAGAGGUACGAGAAGGGUUCUUCGAGUGCGCCGCCGCCUAAGAGGAGUAAGUCGAGGCCGUCUCCGUCGGCUGCCGCUAGCAACUCGAUCAGAACGAGGAGCCACCCGCAGUGUGUUCAGUGUGGUAGGCAUCACCCGGGCGAGUGUUGGCUCGCCCAAGGCGUAUGUUUGGGUUGUGGUCAGCCAGGGCAUUUCAGGAGGCAUUGCCCGACAAACCCUAGCAGCGAGCCUGCUUUACCUAGAGCUCCGGAUCAGCCUGCCGCAUCACAUCCAGCAUGGAGUCAGCAGUCUAUGGCCGAAAAUAAUCAGCAGAGACCACGUCCGCAGCAGUCAGGCCGGGCACCAGCGCGUACCUACGCCAUGCAUGGGCGCACAGAUCCUAGUCCCGAUGUUAUCUUGGGUACGUUCAUACUAUUUGAUUCGGUUAUGCAUGCCUUGAUUGAUCCGGGUUCUACGCUCUCCUAUAUCUGUGUUGGCAUGCCUGCUAAUUCUGCGAUUGUGAGGAGUGACCUUGAGAUGCCUACCAUUGUAUCGAAUCCGCUAGGACAUAGCAUGCGUCUUCAUCACAUUUAUCAUAGAUGUCCGUUGUCCGUGCAAGGGAAGCAAUUCCCUGCAGAUUUGAUAGAGCUACCACACAAGGAGUUUGACAUUAUCCUUGGUAUGGAUUGGCUCACCGAGCAUAGAGCAGUGGCUGACUGCAGUUGUCGGACCGUACGACUGAGAGCCGAGGACGGUAGCGACGUAUCACUCUCCGGGGAAGUGUUCCCCAAGGCUCCUGAGUUCAUAUCAUCCUUAAGCGCGAGGCGCUUGAUUCGCAAGAAGUGCGAGAUGUUCCAGUGUCACGUUCAGGAUAUGCGAAAAGAAUCGCCACGUCAGCAGGACAUUCGUACGGUUUGCGACUUCCCCGAUGUCUUUCCCGAAGACCUACCUGGUUUACCUCUGCCGAGAGAGGUAGAGUUCUCGAUCAAUCUCAUUCCGGCCGGUCGCCGCCGUACAAUUGGAGCAGCCGCCGGCGUCGCCGCUCAUCGCCGCCGCCAGUCGCUGCCCAGCGUCGCCCUUCCCCAGCCUCGCCGCAGCCAAUCGUCGCUGCCCGGCGUAGCGCAAGCCAGAGUCGCCGCCGCCAGUCGCCUUCCCCAGCCGGUCGUCGCCGUCCAAUUGGAGCCGCCGUCGCCUUCCCCAGCCUCGCCGCCAUCAUCGCCGAUUGGUGCAGCGCCGCCGUGAGCCAGCCGCCGGUCAUCGCCGUCCAACUAGAGCAGCCAGCCGCCGGUGUCGCCGCUCAUCGCCGCCGUCGAUUGCAGCGCCGCCGAGUUGCAGCGCCGCCGCUGCCUCGCCUUCGCCGAAAUCGAGCGCCGUCGUCGCCCUUUGCACAGCGGCCAUCCGCCGCCGUCGAGUGCAGCGCCGCCGUCGAGUGCAGCGCCGCCAGUCGCUGCUCAUCGCCGU